CAUAAAUAUUGGAAAUCGUUUAGUUACGAUUAACAAAUCACGAAUGUUAUCAUCGAAUUGAGACUAAACGGAGUGAUCAAUGUUGGGACUAGUCUAGCUAUAUUUGAUAGUGUUGGGACUGUUGUGCAAAUUUUUUAAAGAUAGGUCUAACUAUGUAUGCUGACCUCAGUACUGUGAACAGCACCGUUAAUGAAUAUUGAGAUUUCUCUGUUCUUCCUCCUUGCCUUUUCUCUCUCACGAUUUUCCCCGUUUCUGCAACCCUAAUUCACCCUUCUGAUCUUCUCUUUUACCCUAAUUUUUUGCUAAAUGCUAAUUCUGAUCCACCUCGAUUAUCCGAUUAUUGAAGCCCAUCUCAUACUUUGCACCUUCGCCGUUUUCACUCUCCAAUGCUUGCGAAAUACUAUAACGAUACCUUCCAUUGCCUUUCCAAUAAGCAAACAAAUGCAUGAUUCCGAGGCGCAUAGGGUUUCAUCUUUUGUGUGAUAUGUUUCAUUUGGGCCUCGAAACUGGGUAGGAGAAAGUGAAGGUUCAAGUUCAACAAAAGCCAGGUUUUUUUUUUCCUCCCUCUAAACUUUCCUUUUGUGAUUGUGUAGAAAGGAUAGCGUGCCUCAGUUUAUGAAUCCCAGAUGGAUGAAUCAGUACACCAAAAACACUUGAAAGUUCCCCAAAUUUCUGUACAAAACCCAGACUCCAAAGAUUAUUUGAUUUGCAAUUUGCCAGACUCAGUCCUCUGUCACAUUUUGUCAUUUCUCCCAACAAAAUUUGCCGUGGGCACCUCUAUUCUGUCAACCAGGUGGAAAAAUCUGUUCACCUUGAUCCCAAAACUUAAAUUGGAUUUCGAUGAUUCAUUGCUUCUGCGUAAUCCGAAUGGAGAACCCAAUCCGGUAGCUGAUUCGGAUUCCGAGGAAGAACAUGGAAGUAGUUUUCUGGAUUUUGUUGGGCGAGUUUUGAACAGGUUGCUGGAAAAUGGCGCCACAAUCAGUCUAUUCAAACUCACAUGUCGACAAAAGUAUAAAUCUGAUGAUAUCGUUUCUUGUGUCGGCGCUGCUGUAAGGCUUCGCGUGGAAUAUAUUUCACUUCAUGCCCAUCUGAAAAUUUCUAGUGCCAGCAAGUUAUUUGGUGCUCUAAACGGUUGCACUACCUUAACCUGGUUGUGGUUGAGUUUGGGUAAAGCUUUUUUUCUCUUUCUUCUGGAGGAUAUUCCAGUUGUUAAGUUCCCCAAUUUGAAGAGGUUAACGAUCGAUCAUGCCAUGCUUUUUGGUGGUGUGGAAUUGCUCCUUAAUGAAUGCCCUGUACUCGAACACUUGACCUUGGCUCGUUGUGUUAUUGAACCUGUACAGGCUUUCAGGAUCCGUUUUGGUUCGCUGAAGAAUUUGGUUUUGAGAUUUUGCAUCUUUCAUCCUGAUACCAUUGUGGUCAUAGACACACCACUGCUGGAAUGUUUGUAUAAAUAUGGCUGUUCUGAUGUAAACUUCUCCUUCAUUAGCAAAUUUGAACGAAUUAAUCGUCUUGCAUUACUUUUAGGAGUUCUGGAUGAUGAAGGUCCCAAUGACCUCAAGAUAGCUGGUCUUAUCAAUGCAUGCUCUGAAGUUGAGAAUUUGAAUCUCUUUGGGCCAACUACGGAGGUUCUUCAUCAUUUGCCACUUCCACUGCCUAAUUUUUGUAAUUUAAAGACUCUGCUACUCAAUGUAGUUGGGGUGGCUGGAUGGAACUUCUUUGGAAGAUUACUGAAAAAUGCUUCGAAAGUUGAAUCAGUAUGGAUUGACAGUAAAUCCGAUAUGGUCGAUGGAUGCUUUGUAUGUUUCCAGAAGUCAGCCAAUGGCAUUCCUCACUGUCUUACCUCAAGCAUGAAGAUGGUAGAAAUCAGAGCAUUUAAAGGCCACGAAGAUGAAAUUAAAUUCAUUGAAUACCUUUUGGAGAAUGGAAAAGUUUUGGAGAAGGUGGUUUUCGACUGUGACUUUGACUGGAAGAAAAACUCUGAUGUCUUUAAGAGAAUAUUCGAGGCUGAAGUGAAAUCAGAGACUUGCAAGAUUGUGUUUCAGAGCACGCUUAGUAUGAGGCUUCGGGCAAUGUGUAGUUGCAGAACAGUAAGUAGUUGGGGCUAUUGAGGGAACUUUUGGUACCUUGUUUUACAAAGGCAUACGCUCUGGAAUGUUCAUGUUAAGUGUAGUUGUUACAUGUUAGUAUAUGGAUAAUUGUUGUUUGACCAUCUUCCUCUAGUGGUGGAACAUAUUCUGAAAUCUGAAUCAUUUGACUGGUAUCAGACCAUAGUCUGCUUGUGGAGUACACAUUCUGAAUCAAACUUCUGCUGGUGAACCAUUAGAGAUGAGGUGAUGAAUUGUGGUGGAGAAUCAACUACUUUGUCAAGUGUAAAUGCUACAUGAACCUUCUUCAGGUGAACCAUUAAUUGGUAGUUUGGUACCUUGAACCCCCCAUGCCUUGUUAUCAACCCAGCCGAUUUGAUAUGUAUCAGUGAAUGAAUUUCUAUAAUUAGGAUAGUGAAUCUGUGGUGUUGACUGUUGAGCAUCAGUUUUGGGACUGAUAUGUUAUGGAAGCUAAAAAGGCAGUGGUUUUCCGGGUAGUAAACGAAAAUUGUGUCAGGCUAUCGUAUAAGCAAUAAUCAUGAAAACAGAUGGAAGACACGAUGAAUAAAAAUAUUCAUUUGAAAGGAAAAGAACUAAGCAUUGUAUGCAAUUUAUGUUAAGAACCUUAACUUACAGUUUACCACUUACACAAAAUUUUUAACGCAUCAAUAAUCAGUGUAAAUGUGUAACAGGAACAGGCAAAGCGAAGGAGGAUAUAGACUACUUCCUUCUCAUAAUCUGAAAUAUUUGGAAGGAAAGAAAUGAAAACAUUUGUAGGCAACAAAAUCAGGAGAUCUUCC
Messenger RNA from Oldenlandia corymbosa var. corymbosa, 2884 nucleotides. NCBI's taxonomy places the organism in Eukaryota, Viridiplantae, Streptophyta, Magnoliopsida, Gentianales, Rubiaceae. The record is from the annotation of a GenBank genome assembly.